Messenger RNA from Gryllus bimaculatus (two-spotted cricket), 333 nucleotides. Lineage: Eukaryota; Metazoa; Arthropoda; Insecta; Orthoptera; Gryllidae. The record is from the annotation of a GenBank genome assembly.
AUGUCUGCAAGGCGAUCUACAGAUUCUGGAGGAAGCGAUCGGAGAAAACAUGCCAGAGAAGAAAAUCGACAUGCCAAUGAGAAGAAGGUGAAUUUAACAAAAGAACCCAAAAGGGAAGUGGAAAAAAUAGUAGGUGUUACGGAUGACAAUGGGGAAUUGGAGUUUGGUAUAAAGUUUAAGGGUAAUGAAGCUUUGGAACUUGUGCCGGCCCGAGUUGCAAAUUUGGAAUACCCACAACAAAUUAUUGCUUAUUAUGAAGAACGUUUGGUUUGGGAAUCUCGCGAUGGGUCACAAGUGAAAGCACUUCCACCCUCAAAAAAUAAAGUUUCCUAA